UAAAGCACGCACCCCCACUUCGCGAGCUUCCUUUCUGAUAACGGGGUCUCCGUCCGCGUGGAAGUCAAUGAAAUAACAGGCGUCGUUUGUACACUGGUUUUAGACUGGACUAGCCUCACCCAUGGCGCAAACUAUUAGUUGAUCUUGGGAGGGGAUUUUUGUUUUGUAUUUAUUUGUUUCUGCAGAUAACUCAAAACGAGUGCCAAAAACAAGAGUGAAUGCUAAAGAGAUCUUUUCUGACGGACGGGGUAAAGUGUCCUUUCAGAGGUGCGCGCGCAUGCGCAGGGCUUUAGUUUCCAAGAACAGCAAUUGUGCGUUGCGCGUGAUCCGGAAGUGACUUAGAUCUUCUGCGCGCGGAAGUUCCUUGCAGGGCCGUGCAUGCGCGUUGGGUGGUCCAGGAGCUGCGAGGUGAAUAUUAAAAGAAACGUGGUACCGGAGGCUGUUCUAUGUUAGCUAACUAAAGUUGUUCAAGUUUGGAUUUUUUAAAGAGCGUGGAAAUGGAGUCUAAGAAGGAGCUCAUGAGUGACCAGCGGUUUUCCCGCAUUACAAAAGACCCAAGAUUUUGGGAAAUGCCAGAAAAAGAACGCAAAAUCAAAAUUGACAGAAGAUUUCAGGCUAUGUUUCAUGAUAAGAAAUUCAAGUUGAAAUACACUGUGGAUAAACGAGGACGACCUGUUUAUCACAGCUCUACAGAGGACCUGAAACGCUUUUAUGACCUUUCCGAUUCCGAUCUUUCAGAUUCUAGCCAUAAACUAACUGAGAAGAAACCUGAGAGGGAAAAGACUAAGGCUGAAGAAAAGAGAGGCUCUGAGAAGUCCUCUGUUGACAGUAGCUCUGGGGGAGAAAGAAAAGGGACAGGUAAAAGUAUUUUAAAAAAUGAAAGCCACAAAAGCAAAUCGUCCAAGUCCAAAAAGACUGUAAGAGGCAUACAGGUGUUUGAAUCUCCACCAGAAAAGGAACUUGAACCAAAACAGCAAAACAAGCAAGGUGGAAAUUCUGCAGAGAAACAGAAAACUGUAAAAAAGAAAGCAGUGAAAGGUCACAGCAUAGAAAGUUAUGUAACCCAUAAAAGAACUGAAUUAGCAAACGAAGAUGAUUCUUCAGGCAGUCAUAUUAAUGAAAAUUGUUUAGAAAAUGAAAGUUGUAAAAAUGAGGAGAGCUUUGAUCUUGAAGAAAUGGAAAGCAGCGAGGAAAUUGAAGAGGAAAGCGCGUCUGAAGAUGGUGGGGAUCUGGAAGAGGAAAGCAAUUUGGGACAUGACGGAGGAAUGAGAGAAGAAAGUGAUUCAGAAAAUGAAGUAGAAGGAAAUCAAAGUGAGACAGAUGAUGGUGAAAGUGACAGUGGGCCUGAUUUGGCAAGGGGAAAAGGCAAUAUAGAAAGCAGCUCGGAGGAUGAAGAGGAGGAGGAUUUGACUGAGAUAUUUCCAAAGGAGCCUGAAGUUGUACAUGAAUGGGGAGAACUGGCUAAAGAUGCCCCUCGUGGAGAUAAGAUCACGUGCAGAUUGGCGGUUUGCAACAUGGACUGGGAUCGACUGAAAGCAAAGGACCUACUGGCUUUAUUUAAUUCAUUUACACCUAAAGGUGGUGUUAUCUUUUCUGUUAAGAUUUAUCCUUCAGAGUUUGGAAAAGAGAGAAUGAAAGAAGAGGAAAUGAAUGGCCCGACAGAACUAUUAAGCCUUCCUGAAGAUGUCACAGAGAAGGACAGCAUUUUUAAGGAAAAACUGAGGGACUAUCAGUUCAAGCGACUGAAAUAUUUCUAUGCGGUUAUAGAAUGUGACUCUCCCGAAACAGCCAAUAAAAUUUAUGAAGAAUGUGAUGGAUUAGAAUUUGAAAGCAGUUGUUCUUUUGUGGACCUGAGAUUUAUUCCAGAUGAUGUGACAUUUGAUGAUGAGCCAAAGGAUGUGGCCUCAGAAAUGGACGGAGCUGCUUAUAAACCAAAGUAUUUUACAUCUGCUGCUGUGGCAACAUCAAAGGUAGACAUCACAUGGGAUGAGAUGGAUCAUGAAAGAAUGACUUACCUCAGCAAAACGUUUAAAAAAGAUGAACUUCUGGACAUGGAAUUCCAAGCAUACUUGGCUUCAUCAAGCGAGGAAGAGGAGGAAGAAGAACAGCAAGAUUGUGGUGUAAAGCACAUGACAGACAGUGAUAAACAUAAGCACCACCCCAAGGAUGAUGAAGAACAAAUAGCAAAGUACAGAGAGCUCCUUCGGAGUAUCCAGGAAAAAGAAAAGAAGCAUCAAGAAACUGAGAUGGAAAUGGAGAUUAAGUGGGUUCCAGGACUUAAAGAAAGUGCUGAAGAAAUGGUAAGAAACAAGAUGGAAGGAAAGGAUAAACUGACACCGUGGGAACAAUUUCUAGAAAAGAAGAAAGAGAAAAGGAAACUGAAGAAAAAACAGAAGGCUGCUGCUGAGGAAACGCUGAAUGAAGAUGAAUGCCCACCGGAUGUUAAUUUAAAUGACCCAUAUUUUGCCGAGGAACUUGGGAAAGCAGGUUUGAAUAAGAAGCUUAAGAAAGAAGAAAACAACCAAGAUAAGAAAGAUGACACAGAAAAACAUAAGGCUGAAAUGGCUCUGCUGGUGAUGGAUGAUGAGGAAGAUGAAAGGAGACACUUCAAUUAUGACAAGAUAGUGGAACAGCAGAACCUGAGCAAAAAGAAAAAGAAGCUAUUAAUGAAAAAGAAGGAACUGCUGACAGACGAUUUCCAGGUUAAUGUUGCUGAUGCCAGAUUCCAAGCCAUGUACACUUCCCAUCUGUUUAAUUUGGAUCCUUCAGAUCCGAACUUUAAGAAAACAAAAGCAGUGGAAAAGAUUUUGGAGGAGAAAGCUCGCCGGAGAGAGAAGGGCUUUACUGAGGCAAUUGGGAGGGAGGACAGUAUGGCAGAGACUGCAGCCAGGAAAUCUGUGGAUUCUGCAUUGUCAAUGUUGAUUAAAUCUGUCAAGAAUAAAACGGAACAAUUUCAAGCAAGGAAAAAACAGAAAGUCAAAUAAGCAGCUUUCUUUUAGUGAAGAUGAAAACUCUGGGCUUCUAAAGAAAUCAGAGUUAAUGUUAAUUUACUUGCUAAUUCAAGCUUACGUCCUUGCAAAAAAUAGUUGACCGAUGAUUUUCAGAAAUUUCACCCUAAAAACAAAUGUAACAUGCUGUGAAGAUUGUUGACGGAGUUUGGUUUAAUAAAAAAAAAUCCUUAUUUGGGCAAUCUGUCCAUACCUGUGUGAGAGAGCAGGGUUUUAGAUCACAUGGGGAGCCUCCACAAGUAGAGGAGGCUGCUCAUGUCACACAUUUGCCCUCCAACUCGUCAGAAGAUGGGAGUGGGGGCAUGGCAGCGCACUUCUGCUGUCCCUCAUGGGAUUGUUUAUCAAACAUAUUGACAGAAUUCUCAGAUAGGGCCCCAAGUGUUUGUCAUUUUUAUAAUAUGCAACUGAUACUGAGAUGGUAAAAGCUUCAGACAAGAUUUUUCUUCAUAUGAUGUACUUCAUAUUUUGGAGAUCUGCAAGCAUGUCAGCAAAAUGGAUUAACUGAAAACAUUGUAUGACUACCAUGAAUAUGUGAUUUGUACUACUAUAAAUAAAAAAA
Messenger RNA from Rhineura floridana, 3567 nucleotides. It is a transcript of the gene ESF1, whose product is annotated as ESF1 nucleolar pre-rRNA processing protein homolog. NCBI's taxonomy places the organism in Eukaryota, Metazoa, Chordata, Lepidosauria, Squamata, Rhineuridae. Gene Ontology annotation, molecular function: RNA binding. Bases 498 to 2984 code for a protein of 828 amino acids. The record is from RefSeq and is a predicted model, not a curated record. The transcript has 14 exons. Gene Ontology annotation, biological process: rRNA processing. Gene Ontology annotation, cellular component: nucleus.